UAAUCUUAUUCUGCUUUCGGUAUAUUUACUGCGAGGGAGCGAGCGAGCGAGCGAGCGAUUGACCGUACACCGCUCGAACAGGUUCAGCUUGUCAGAUCUGCGUGUGUCGUCUGAUGGUCGCAUUCUUCGUCGUCGUAGUGCAAUAUUCCUGUACGUACACAUUUUGGAAGUGCAAGUAUCGGUAGAAGCAGCAGUGAAGUGAAAAGUGAAUAAUCGUGCACCUCUUGUGUGUUUGCAUGCUUACUUCGAAUUGCAGUCAUUUUUCCACGUAUUUCAGUGCUAAAGGUCGCUUUCUAGGGAUUGGCGAAGUGCGACUGCCCGGUGGGGGAAUCGAUUUCGAGUUUCCGGACGCGACGUGCUCUUGUUCUGAGCUACUACGUAAAACCGGAUUCAUUGAAGGUGAAGAAGGCAUCGCGGAUAGGAUUGAGGAUCGGAAAAAAGAAGCACGAGAAAACGAUCGUCCGGGAGAAGUCGUCGUCGUCGUCGUCGCUUCGUUGUCGUGUUUUGUUGUCCGAGAGGGCGAUUGAAUAAUUUUAUUAAUUUGUUGGCCUAAGCGGUCGAAGAAAACAUCGGAAAAAUCACAUGUAAAAAGUCGGACGAUCCGGAGUGUGAGUGUGAUUCAGCUCGGACCUGUUUCCCGAGGGAAGGCGAGUGAUGAGAUCGCAGUUCAGCAACUUUAACACAUCGCUAAUCAUGCCCAGCGGAAGUUCCGGAAGUUCAUCGAUUCCACAGCGGCCUCCUCGGCGGAGAGCCCACUCGGUGGGUAAUUCGAACUAUGGUUCGUCGCUGGCACUGGCCUCAUCCACCCCGAGGGGCUCGCUGUUCAAUGCGAAUGACGAAGAAUCUAGUCUGAUUCGGAUUAAGGUGGUUGCAGCGCACUCGCUCACGAAGAAGGACAUCUUCGGCAACAGUGAUCCGUACGUUAAGGUAGAUGUCAAUACGAUCGUCGGCGAUGUCAACAUUGAUUCCAUGGUCACCAAGACCAAGAAGAAGACGCUCAAUCCGGUGUGGGAGGAAGAGUUUAUCUUCCGGGUCAAGCCCAACGAGCACAAGCUGGUCUUCCAGGUUUACGACGAGAAUCGUCUUACCCGGGAUGGUUUCCUGGGUAUGGUCGAGCUUACCUUGAUUAACCUGCCCCGGGAACAGGAGGGGCGCUCGAUUGCUACCAAAAACUAUCCUCUCCGGCCGAAGAAGAUCACCGGCAUGCUACGUUCCAAGAUCAGAGGUUCACUGGAUAUCUACCACGCGGUGAUGCGUGAUCAGGAAGGUGCGGACCAGAAUGCCUGGUCCGUGGCUGAACAACCUGCCUCGGUAGCCCUUCGCACAGCACAGACGGCGCCGUCCAACGGGGAGGCCAUGCCGCAGGGCUGGGAAGAACGGCAGGACGCCAUCGGACGGACUUACUACGUGAAUCACAUCGCCCGUACGACACAGUGGGAACGGCCGACGGCAACAAACUCACAGCAUGGAAGCAACGAAAUGGCGGCAGCAUUCCAGCGAAGAUAUCACAUCAGUAACGACCCCAGCGAUAGGCAGAACAGCACCGGCAACAGUGCCAACAACAGUAAUGUGGAUAGCCUAAGUAUAACCUCCGAAGGCAAUGCUAGUCUCCGAUUGGAUCGAUCAUUGAGUGGAUCCGUAGCCUCGCUGAAUGCUAGUGCGAGCAGUAACAACAACAUCAACAACAACAGCAGCAGUAGACCAAUCCGGACGGCGCCGUUACCGCCUGCUUCCUCGGCGGCCUCUUCCACUAGCAAUACCCCGAUUAGUGGAAGGCGGCUAGCGCCACAGCCCCCCGUACCUGCGCCCAGGAGUACCACGGAAAACGGACGACACUCGCCGGACGAUAACAACGACCGAGCCAACAACAAUGCCGACAACUCGCCGUUAAACGAUACCGGAGGCAGCAGUAGGGAGACAGCGGAUGAGCCGCCGAGUUCGUCUGCUCCACCGACUGGCGAUGGUCAACAGCAGCAACCCCAGCUACCCAGCGCGGAAGGUCUGCCGCCAGGAUGGAGCAUGCAGUACGCAGCUAACGGGCGGUUGUUCUUCAUCGAUCACAGCAAUAAGAAAACCUCUUGGGUAGAUCCACGAUCUGGUGUGGCCAGUGCUAUUCCGAAUGCUGCCCUGAACAGUGGAAACCAGGCGGCAACCGGUGCCGGUGCGGCGAAUGCGAACGCCCGGCAUCAGGACGACGAACUGGGCCCGCUGCCCGAGGGCUGGGAGGAACGGGUGCACAACGACGGUAGGACAUUCUUCAUCGAUCACAACACCCGCACGACGCAGUGGGAUGAUCCGCGGCUGUCGAAUCCGAAAAUUGCCGGCCAGGCGGUGCCUUACUCCAGGGACUACAAGCAAAAGUACGAGUAUCUCAAGAGUCAGCUCAAGAAGCCGACCAACGUACCGAACAAAAUCGACAUCAAAGUACGGCGGCAGUCGAUCCUGGAGGACUCGUACCGGAUCAUCAACUCGGUGACGAAGGUGGAUCUGCUCAAAACGAAACUGUGGGUCGAAUUCGAGAGCGAGGCGGGUCUCGACUACGGUGGCCUGGCUCGGGAAUGGUUCUAUCUGCUAUCGAAGGAGAUGUUCAACCCCUACUACGGUCUGUUUGAGUACUCGGCCAUGGACAACUACACCCUGCAGAUCAACCCAUUCAGUGGCCUGUGCAAUGAGGAGCAUCUGAAUUACUUCAAAUUCAUUGGCCGAAUAGCAGGCAUGGCCGUGUACCAUGGAAAGCUGCUGGAAGCGUUCUUCAUUCGGCCGUUCUACAAAAUGAUGCUGCAGAAGCAGAUCGAUCUGAAAGAUAUGGAAUCCGUCGAUACGGAGUACUACAACUCGUUGCUGUACAUUAAGGAAAACGACCCGUCGGAGCUAAUGUUGACCUUCAGCGUCGAUGAGGAGAGUUUCGGAACCACUAGUCAACGGGAACUGAAGCCCGAUGGGGCCAAUAUUGAGGUGAAUAACGAAAACAAAGACGAGUACAUCAAACUAGUGAUCGAGUGGAGGUUCGUGGCCAGAGUGAAGAGCCAGAUGCAAGGCUUCCUGGAUGGAUUCGGUUCGCUGAUUCCACUGCAUCUGUUGAAGAUCUUUGACGAGAAUGAACUGGAAUUACUCAUGUGUGGUAUCCAGAGCAUCGAUGUAAAUGAUUGGAAAAAGAAUACGCUAUACAAGGGUGAUUACUACGCGAAUCAUGUGGUGGUGCAGUGGUUCUGGAGGGCGGUUCUUUCGUUCAACAACGAGAUGCGAUCGAGGCUACUGCAAUUCGUGACGGGCACCUCGAGGGUACCGAUGAAUGGGUUCAAGGAGCUGUACGGCUCGAACGGUCCACAGAUGUUCACCAUCGAGAAGUGGGGCUCACCGGACAACUUUCCGCGGGCGCACACAUGCUUUAACCGAUUGGAUCUCCCACCGUACGAGAGCUAUUCGCACCUAAAAGACAAGCUAGUGAAAGCCAUCGAAGGCAGCCAAGGCUUCGCCGGAGUAGAUUAGAGCCGUUAUUCGAUCUACUUCACUACAUUCCCUUUAGAACAAGAACACAAUAAUCACACACACACACACAAAAAAAGGAAUAAACUUCCCUAGAAGAGAAGCAAGCCGUGUUAAUUGUAUCUAGGUGUAGCCGAUAGGUGUACAGAAGCGAGGAAAACGGAAAGCAAACAAUCAGCCUAGAAGGGGGAAUCAACUUUUCAGUUACGCUACAGAAAGUCUGCCAUAAAAACCGCGCGCGAGUCUUUUCGUAGAACCACAAUAGGAGAAAAAAAAACAAUCAAUUUUACUGAGGAAUGAUGAAAGUAUUUCGAGGUGAUACCAACGGAAGAGAAGAGGGAGUGCCUUGCAGAGAAAUGGUGGAUUGCACAACAAAACAAAAAACCCGGAAAACCCUUUGGACGCAAUAGGAACCACCCUGUUGCCAACGAAGUUUUAAUCAUUAGUCAUCAGGAUGGGAAAAUAUUUACAAGGCGGUUAAGGAACGUGAAGUGCUAAGAAAGUUGCUGUCCAGUGAUGGAUUUCACUGGCGAAUCACUGUUUUUCUUUCGCUAAUGGUUAUGCGCACAUUGAAGUGAUUUGAGAGCUGGUCGAUCGAAACUAGUUCAUUCGGAAAGUUUAAAACGGAAUGUCAACCUGUAUGUACGUAUUAUUUAAUUUUUAGUAAACACAAAUACCAUUAUUCAAAUGAAACGA
Molecule: messenger RNA, 4182 nt
Organism: Ochlerotatus camptorhynchus
Lineage: Eukaryota; Metazoa; Arthropoda; Insecta; Diptera; Culicidae
Product: E3 ubiquitin-protein ligase Nedd-4-like
Exons: 10
Coding region: 655-3489 (944 amino acids)
Biological process (GO): ubiquitin-dependent protein catabolic process; regulation of dendrite morphogenesis; protein polyubiquitination
Cellular component (GO): cytoplasm
Molecular function (GO): protein binding; ubiquitin protein ligase activity; sodium channel inhibitor activity
Source: RefSeq, a predicted model, not a curated record